AUGGCCUCUACCAUUUAUCGCGCUCUAGACUCCGCGCAGCAUGAGAUCCGUCUCUUGAAGCUGCUGCCAGCGGCGGAUUUUCAAGAUGAGAUCCGAUGCAAGCUUGUUUACAUUACACUCGACAAUGUAGAACCAUACGAGGCGCUUUCAUACACCUGGGGGAAAGUGGAAUUCUCCCACCCCAUCGUCCUGGACGGCGAGUCGUUCAAGAUCACUGCCAACCUGGACUCGGCGCUGCGGUAUCUGCGCUGGCCAUCUGAAGAGCGCACUCUCUGGGUCGACGCCGUGUGUAUCAAUCAGAUGGACAUUGGCGAGCGCAGCCACCAGGUGACGCUCAUGAAGGACAUCUACCAGCAUUGCCAGACCGAUCUCGUCUGGCUGGGCCCCAACCCCUCGGAUCUUGAAGUGCCCCCUAGUGUAGCGGAUCCUGAGGAAAGAGAGAAGAGAGAAGAAGCCGCCAAGAAACAACAAGAGAAGAGCAUCGUCGACAUGGCCAAAGGCGUCGCUCUCAUGAAGAAGAUCCACGACAAGGACAUCACCACGCUGAACUCCAUGCGCGCAGAAUGGGAGGAAAGAUGGACGUCCAAGUAUUAUGAAAAAGAUGGCAAGAACCGCUGGUUGGUGUCCUGGGAGGAUGAGAGAGCGCUCAACAGCCUCUUCUACUGGCCGCGCAUCUGGAAGCGCAUAUGGGUGAUGCAAGAGCUGUCGUGCGCCCCGAAGAUCCUACUGGUAGCCGGGCGGGAGACGCUGGACUGGAAUUAUGUCGCCUCGUUCUUAGGUGACACUCCGUAUGCGGAUGCGUUCCACAUCACCUUCUCUCAUGGGUCGAUGAGUCCCAUGGCUAGGCAUGUUUUCCAGCACGCGCAGACAAUCCAGCAUCAGCGCGGCAUUAUCCAGGACGUUGCGGCGAGCGGGUAUACGUCGACCUUGCUGGACGUCCUCGCCCGCUUCAAGUUCGCUUCUUCCACAGAUCCGCGCGACAAGAUCUACGGCCUGCUAGGGCUGGUUUCGGAGAAGUUCAAUAUCCGAGUAGACUACUCGAAGCCGGUGGCACACGUCUUUGCGGAUGUGACGAAGCAUAUCAUUGACGCGUCUGAAAAUCUGGACAUCAUCUGUCAGAACCCCUGGGGCGACGAUGAUGACAACACAAAGACCGAGGGCUUGGCGUCGUGGACGGCCGAUUUCACAAAAUCAGGGUUUCGAGGCAGAUCGACGGACAGUUGGUCAGGACUAUUAUUCGCACAACGAGAUGUCUUCUCUGCCGGCAGCUGUUCGCUAGAAGUCCCGUGUCAAGUCGUAAACGAAAUUGCCCUACGAGUCCACGGCGUCAUCAUCGGACACGUGGGCCGGGUGCAGGAAGAAGAGUACUAUGACACUCCAGAGCAGGCCAAGCAGCGGCCGUACAAGUUUGGCAGGCGGAUGAGAAUCCCAAGAAACUGGAUGCAAGCCUCUUUUGGGAAUGACUUGCUCGAUGAUCCGGCCCUGGAGUACCCUGCCACCGGAGAGCCUGCUCUCCAGGCAUACUGGCGGACAUUGGUGGUUGAUUGCACAUGCUACAAGAUUCAACGGCUCACCGAAGAUGAAAUCGUCUCUGACGGAGCGGUGUUCGACACGAUCCUGCGAAGAGAGCCAGUCCUGGAUGAGAAUAACAGGGACAUUGAGCUUGAGAAGCUCUUCGAGGGACUUGCGUCCCAGGACAUGUGGGAACGGAAUUACCAACGCUGGACGUUCGCCGUCACUGACAAUGGGCUAUACACAAUGCUCAGGAAAGGAACCCAGGAAGGCGAUGUCAUUGCGGUCCUGGAUGGCGGCAAGGUCCCGAUCGUUCUAAGGCCGACAGAGGGCCCUACCGGAGUGACGUACAGUGUUAUCAACACAGCCUACGUGCAUGGCUACAUGGAUGGACAAGCUGCGGAUGAAGUGACGAAAGGCCAUUUGCAGCGACAAGAGUUUCUUCUGGGUUGA
Phaeoacremonium minimum UCRPA7 is the source of this 1965-nucleotide messenger RNA. Its product is annotated as putative het domain containing protein. The transcript has a single exon. NCBI's taxonomy places the organism in Eukaryota, Fungi, Ascomycota, Sordariomycetes, Togniniales, Togniniaceae. The coding region runs from base 1 to 1965 and encodes 654 amino acids. The record is from RefSeq and is a predicted model, not a curated record.